Messenger RNA from Hibiscus syriacus, 1418 nucleotides. RefSeq names its product tetraspanin-19-like. Bases 503 to 1240 code for a protein of 245 amino acids. Gene Ontology annotation, cellular component: membrane. NCBI's taxonomy places the organism in Eukaryota, Viridiplantae, Streptophyta, Magnoliopsida, Malvales, Malvaceae. The transcript is spliced from 5 exons. The record is from RefSeq and is a predicted model, not a curated record.
CAAUCAUGAUGUCCGGUUGAUCGUUCCUUCCGCGCUUUUAUGGCAGUGACUUUUAACCCUAGUCAGGAAAGAGCGUCCCCGUCCCACCCCAUUGCCACCCCUAACGCAAAUUAAUAGAUUGGUGAUGUCCCAAUAAUUUAGUAGGGAGUUAUUGUGAACUAAAUUGUGAAAAGAAGUUAUUGCAGAGAAGGCAACAUAAUUCCCAAAUUCCAAAUUGGGUCAGACAUGCAUCUUCCUUCAAACAGUGAAUGGCAGUUACACUCGAUCUUCAUGAUGCUAUGAAUCAUAUGCUUUAUGCUUUCACCAAACCAAUCUAACUUUCAAACUUUGUAAGCCAAUCAACCACCAUUUCGGUCCACGCUCCCUUUUUUUUCUCGAGAAACAAACACAUGCUCUUCAGCUCUACUACGCUCAGCCUUCCCUUUCACCACCACACCGCUCCUCCUCCUUUCGGAGACUUAUCCGUCUCGAGUCACGUCGGAGAGAUCUGUUACCGGCGGCGAUGGCUAGGUGCAGCUGGUGUUGCUUGCACUAUUCGUUGAAAACGGUGAACCUCAUCAUGACUUUCCUGGGGAUCGCAAUGAUCGUGUACUCACUUUGGCUCCAAAAGAUGUGGAAUCUGGGAGCUGCUCAAUUGCCCUCUUAUCCGUCUCUGCGUAAACCAUGGUUCGUAUAUACAUGUUUAGGUGUGGGAAUGGCACUCUGUUUGAGGACACUCUUCGGUUACAUCGUCGCUAAUUGCAUCAACAGCAAUAUCCUCUGCUUUUACAUUAUCAGCAUCUGUUCCCUUCUCUUUCUAGAAGUUGCUGUGAUCGUCACAAUUUUCUUCAAGUAUGACUGGUUUUCGCUAUUUUCUAAAUACAUUGAUGAGAGGCAUGAAGAUUUCAAGACCUUUAUUGUCUUCCAUGAGGAGAUUUGUCAGCUCAUUGCUAUCUUGAUUUUAUCACCGCAGGUUAGUGUUGUGGCUUUAGCAAUAGUAUUAUGGAGUGUGGGCAUUGAAAGAAUCUCAGAGAGGCGGCACUUAGAGAUACCCGAUUUCACCACAUCUUUCCUGGUGGGAACGGGGUCUGCCUUUCUCAAUCACACCACUCUCAUUUGUGGCAGAUGUGAGGUUCUACGUACUGGGAAUCCAACAACACAAGGCUUGUUUUCAUAUAUUAUGAUGACUCUCAGAAUGCAAUUCCAAACAAGACCUAUAAAGUUUUGUUACAAUAAUAACACAAACGUUCUGAAUCAUUGAGGGGAAAGAGAAGAGAGAGAGAGCGAUGAAGAAUCUAUAUAUGCACUUGGUACAAUCAUUUUUAUCAAUUUAAUUAAUUAGAUCCGUUCUCUUUUCGACAAUAAAUGGAAGAAUUAUGAAAAGAGAAAAGAUGGCAUACAUGUAUGAAUAUGAACUACAAACACAGGAGACUUUUAGU